Molecule: messenger RNA, 1633 nt
Organism: Schistosoma bovis
Lineage: Eukaryota; Metazoa; Platyhelminthes; Trematoda; Strigeidida; Schistosomatidae
Source: the annotation of a GenBank genome assembly
CUGUUUUUCUGAUGGUUGCUGCUUUGGUUUUUCAAGGCUUAUGCUCUGUUAUGCAUUAUCGCUAAAAUGGUUUAUUUGGAGAUCGUAGCAAAUGCCCUACUGUUACUUACAUAUUCAGUAGCUUGUUUCACAAGUCCAUAUACUAAAGGUGAUAUCAUACACCAUGAACUGACACCAGAUUAUAUGCUUACAAGACUUAGGAAUCGUUCGGUAAAAAAUAGUUUGGAACGAAUUUUUAACAAAAUCAAUAUCAUUCGUAAUGUUGGCAGCCCUGGUCACCAUCAAGUUAGAGAAUUUAUUAGAAAUUAUCUAAGCAAGUGCGGUUGGGAAACUGAUUUGGAUACUUUUGAAGAAAAUACAGUGGAUGGUGUUAAAACAUUUCACAACAUUAUUGGUUACAGAAACGACACAAACUAUAAGAAAUAUUUGAUUUUGGCUUGUCAUUAUGAAUCAAAACUUCUUCCUAAUUUUGUUGGAUCAACAGAUUCAGCAAUGCCUUGUUCAAUGAUUUUGAAAAUUGUCGAUCUACUAAAUUAUGGGAUUAAAGCAUUGAAGAAAUCUGAUAUUGGUUUGAAGCUGAUAUUUUUUGAUGGAGAAGAAGCAUUCAAGAUAUGGACACAUAGUGAUAGCUUGUAUGGAUCUCGACAUUUAGCUGAAAAAUGGAGUAGUACAACAUCCAAAUCAUCUAACGAAACAGAAUUGAGUAAAAUUGAUCUUUUUGUCUUAUUGGAUUUACUUGGUGCAAAACAACCUCACAUACCAAAGUAUCCAUAUGAAGAUAAAGGAAGUUUUAUUAUGCUCAUUGAAUUGGAAAAGAGAAUGAGAUCGUUUAAUCUGUUGAAAUCAUCAGGUGAAAAUAAUCAACCUUAUUUUGGCCAUGGUGUUCGAUACCAGAUUGAAGAUGAUCAUAUACCAUUUGUAGAAAAAGGUGUCCCUGUACUACAUUUAAUUCCAUCACCAUUUCCAAAAGUAUGGCAUACAAUAGCUGACAAUGCUACAAUUAUAGAUUGGGAUACAUCGAUCGAUUUAUUGUUUCUUAUAAAAUUAUUUGUCAGAAAUUAUCUACACAUUCUAUUAUGAUAUAUAUAUGUAAGGUGUGGAUUCUAUGUAUUUCAUUCAUAACUGUACCUAAGUCGGUGUAUAAUAGACUGAAUGAGUUUUUUUCAAUAGCUUGUAUAGUCAAAGAUGAUUGUCCAGUUGAUUUCGUCCCUCGGUGAAAAUAAUCUCUUUAAUAAAGUCUAUCAUAUUUUUAUGAUUGUACAGCUAUGGAGAUGCAAUCAUUGAAAAAAUGUAUUUGCCUAUUAUUCUGAACUCUACAAUCUAGAAAGUCUUUGUAUUUAAGGUAACUACUAGCAAUAGAACCAAGGGAAUGUGUUUCGUCUGAUUUGUAACUAGGGAGUUGGAUCUAAGUUCAUCCAAUUGUUUAUGUUCACUUCGAGAUUCGAACCCAGUGCAUGCUAUGUCAAAUGCCAAUUCGUUAUCCACGAAAUAACUGAGUCCAGAUAGCUCGUUCUUUGUAUUUAGUAAUAACAGUGUUUAUUGGGCAAACGUCAAAAUAAUAUAAGGUUAUAAAACAAAGUAAACCAUUAAUCAGUUGAUUGUUGUGUACUUUACUCACAUUUCACAGGUUCGC